Cladocopium goreaui is the source of this 2085-nucleotide messenger RNA. The record is from the annotation of a GenBank genome assembly. Lineage: Eukaryota; Dinophyceae; Suessiales; Symbiodiniaceae.
AUGUUUCACGACAAGAAAGAGGACUUCCUACAACCCCUUGGAAGCGUAGCCUCUGUAGCAUUGUACCAGAAAAGUCUGCGCCCAUUCACCCUCGCGGUUUGCUUGGCCACAGAUCCUCUGAGCCCAAAGUUCGUGAACCAAGACCUCUUGGCUCACAUCAUUGGCGACAUGAGGCUCGCCGUUUCUCAUGGUGAUCUAGCCGAAGUGAACCAGAGCCAAGCAGUUUUGAAGGCUCUGUCCCUUUGCGUCAAGAGGAAGGGCAAGCGAUUCCAGCGCUUCUCUGCACCAGAAUGUCGGAGCAGAAGUUCUGGGAUCACUUUGAAAGACGGCUCCAGCCCCUCAUUCUUCGCCUUGGCUCCAACUGAAGAGGCCUUCCUAAACCUGCUGCCAGUAUGUGAGACUGGAGGAUGGAUGGAGAAAGAUAAUCGCACCAUCUUGCACCUGGCAGCAGAGAAGAAUUUUGGCAGGCCAUUCGUGGAGAUCAUGAACAGCAAGAACACAAGUCUGAUCCCGGACGUGAACUCCACCUACAUGGACACGAGUAUAGUCGGUGUUGGCACGAAGACCUCUUGGGUGAAAGUUGUUGGAAGGGCAGCCAUCCAUGAUGCUUGUAGAUCUGGUUGUGGGCCAUGUGUGAAGGCUUUGCUGGCCAGGGAUGCGUCCGGCAGAAUGGGCCUCAACCUCACCAUGUUCCCAUCCUGGUGGGACCCAGUGUUCCAUCCUUGGAUGAUGGACUAUUUGCUGAAAAGUACCAAGCGUAACAGGCACAGCUACAGGUCCAUUUGGGGGGUGCAACCAAUUCACAUCGCAACUUUGCACCAUUGCAGUGAAUGCUUGGAAGCUUUGGUGGGUAGCUCGGAUACCUCGGGUACCUCUGGUGAGACCCUCAAGGAAGUGGUCGAAGCAACAAUGUCCUUGGGAUAUACAACAUCGUACAUGGCCGACUUGGAGCCAGACACAAAGGGACAUGUGCAGCAGACCGAUGUGUCCGAUCCGUCCUGUCUCUUCUCCGCCCUGGACCUGGCAGUGCUCACGAACUGCAGCAGCUGUGCCCAGAUUUUGCUUCAGGCCGGUGCCAGUGCAUCCCAAAUCACCUUGGACCAGGACAGCAGCAUGGAGAACCUUCCAGUGUUCGACGUGCUUCCGAAGAAUGGCUCGAAGGUCCAGCGAUGUUCCUCGCUACGAUUGACCGACAAGCAAGAAGAGUUCAUGGAGGCUGUCGAGCAAGAGUUGGUUAGAGUUGGUGAGUGGUACAAGGACAAAGUUACUGCCUUGGAGGCUCGCGUACGGCAGUUGGAUGACGAGGAAGGUUUAGAGGGCGAAGCCGCUUUGUCUGGCUCUGCAGGUGCGGAGGUGGUUUCCGCUUUGCAUCUUGAGGCGGUACGACUCACAGAGUUUGUGAUUCUGAACGUAGAAGCACUGCGAAAGAUCGUCAAAAAGAUGGACAAGCAGUGCGGAACGAGCUAUCAGAAGGUCUUUGUGGAGAAGAGUUUGAAGCAGAGCCCGUUGGCCACCAAAGCCUCGGACCAACCUUUCAACGGCGAACGCGCCCGCGCGUGCCGGAGAGCGCUGGAAGAGCUGGUGAGCCCGGAGCGAAUCCAAGAGCUGCGCUCCCAGGCCAUGGAGUCGGGUGGAGUUGGCUUGUCCACCAAGCAUUGGUCUUUGACGCGGACGCUGGUGUCCAUUUGCUGUGCCCUGAUGGCUUUCGCGAUGUCACAGAACUCUGUGCCUCUUGCGAAAGCUCAACGAUGUUUGGGGCUCAUGAUCUUCACCGUGGUGAUGUGGGUGUCGGAGGCAGCACCAUUUGAAGCGACUGCAAUGUUGGUGGCCCCUUUAGCUGCUGCUCUCGAUGUCAUGGAUGGCAGCAAAGAAGAUCAGGCCAAGAAGCUGUUGGCCUCGGUCUUCAACGAAUCUCUAUAUCUGGUGCUCAGUGGCUUCACCAUGAGCUCCAUCUUUUCCAAGUGUCAGUUGGAUUGCCGCGCAGCUGCCUUGCUACAACAAUCCUUGGGUCACAGGCCCUUCCUCUUCAUGCUGGCCAUCAUGUGGCUCGGUGGUGGGCCAAGUAUCCCAUUGGACCAUCGAUGA